Molecule: messenger RNA, 237 nt
Organism: Microthlaspi erraticum
Lineage: Eukaryota; Viridiplantae; Streptophyta; Magnoliopsida; Brassicales; Brassicaceae
Source: the annotation of a GenBank genome assembly
AUGGUCGAGCUGGUCUUUUGGAGCAUUCUGGAGCAUAUGGGACGUGAGGAGCAUGGAAGGACUUGGUGCAUGGACGCAGCUCAACUGGACACGCAAAGGAAGAAGGAGGAAGCCAUCUUGAAGACCAGCUCGACCUACUCGACCAACCGGUCGAGUUCCUCAACUCGACCGGCCAAGCUUCAACUCGAUCGAGCUGGAAGUCAAAGUCAAACCCGAAAAAUGUUGCUUCCCCCUUGA